This is a messenger RNA of Bursaphelenchus xylophilus (pine wood nematode), 2083 nucleotides long. The record is from the annotation of a GenBank genome assembly. Lineage: Eukaryota; Metazoa; Nematoda; Chromadorea; Rhabditida; Aphelenchoididae.
AUGAGAUCGGUGGUGUGCUGGCUGUCGUUGGCCCUUUUCAUCCCCUCGGCUGCGGCCAAGGCCAAGUUUGUGUUGAGUUCGAGUGCCACUCAACAGAUCCAACGACUCAGCGCCGCCCAGAAUGCCCAGUUACAACAAAUUUGUGGCCGAUUCGAAAGGCCCAAACGCAAGUUCAAACUCAUGAUCGACAACGGAGAAUCCGCGGAUCCCGGACAAUUCCCGUGGGCUGUGGCCCUCGCGAAGUGAGUUUGAAGCUGCUUUUAGGAGAUCCACAAAGCGGGGUUUGCAAUAAAGAUAUUUUUGAUAUCAUAGUUGGGUCCAAUUGACCCUUUUUUGACCUCUAUGAAGCCGAAAAAAACCAAAUAAAUAUAUACAACUAAAUUUUCUAUAAACUGAACUUCAAAACUCAAUUUUUUUAGAACCAAACGCAAGUCGUCCGCCUUCUGCAGUGCGACGUUGAUUUCGGACCGUCACAUUAUCACCGCCGCCCACUGUUUCUUCAGCUAUUCGGAUCUCAAUUUGCCUUGCAAGUAAGUACGGAAUUAGCGGCUUCCUACUGAAUCACUGAUUCAAAAUUUAUUCAAAAAAACUAUUUAAUUUUAGAGGUCCAAGUGAGAAGACACUCGAUGAAAUCACAGUGAAUUUGGGUGGAGUUUGUCUUCGUACCUCCGAAGCUUGCGGAGAGACCGAUGUUAUUCGACGAAAAGUCAAGCAAUUUGCAGUUUUGGACCGAUUUAAUCGAGAAAAUUGCGUCAAAGGAGAUGAUCUAGCCAUUGCAGAGCUGGAUGAGCCCGUAAAAGUGAGUAAACUCGUCAAGGAUGACGUAAAAAAUCUGUCAUAACGUCAUAAUUGUUAGGUCGUCCAGAAAGUUCGCUCGUUUUUUUCAUUGCUUUGUUUUACGAGGAUUGUUUGUGGUUUGGCAAAUGGUAUAUAUUUAUUUGAUACAGCCAGUCUUGUAGAGUAUCAAAUAAAUAUAUCCCAUUUGCCAAAGAACAAACAAUCCUUGUAAAACAAAGCAAUGAAAAACGAACGAACUUUCUGGACGACAAAAUAUUUCAAUCCGGCUUAAUCACCUCUAAUUUUAGUUCUCGCCCACUCUCCGACCUGCCUGUCUUCCCAGCAAAAAUGAGCCCGAUCUUGAUCACAAGGAUGAAUACAAGAUCUACAGCACUGGAUUUGGCAGGGUUUCCGCCGAAUCUUUGGCGUCGAGACUGUAUUACUUUGUGACCAAGAUUGUUUCCUACUUCAAGCCGGAUAUUUUGACAACCCGAUCCGAGGACAACAAAGCCAGGAUUUGCGGGGUAAGCGGUUGCAGUGGUCGGCGUGAUCCAGUGACAAAAAACGUACCAUUUUGCAUCCGGGAAGUAUCAAAAAUGAGGCAAAAUGCUUCCCUCUCCAAGUGAAAAAACUCCAUUUUGAAGAGCGCGCCCUUUCCCUCAUAAAAAAAGCGGGUGCGCUUUUAAAUCGGAGUUUUUUAGUUGGAGAGGGAGGCAUUUUGCCACAUUUUUGAUACUUCCCGGAUGCAAAAUGGUACGUUUUUUGCCACUGGAUCAGGUCCGUUAUGCUUCCACGGAAAUAAGAGGGUUUCUGGGUAAAUUAAAAAAAUUUUCGGCCAUGAUGCUCAGCCACGCAUUUCGGCCAUACCAACUUUCAUGUCUCGCAACUUGUAGAGCUCAAAACAGGACAAGACGUGUUCUAAACGGCACAAUGGAAAGAACCAUUCGCAAAUGGUGUAGUUUUUGCUUAUUGUGAGACCUGUACCGUGCAGAAGAAAAAAUUGCCAUGUCCGAAAAGCGUGGCCGAUCAUCAUGGCCGAAAAAAAUUUGAAUUUACCCGGAAACCCUCUUAAUUUUAGAUAACAAAUCAAGUCUCCUGCAAAGCUCUUAUCCCACAUUUUUUUCAGGGAGACAGUGGAGGCGGAGUGAUUGCUCGAAAAGGGACGGGCCCUUAUAAAGUAGUGGGAGUCCACUCCUUCGCCAUGGAUUGCACGCCCGAUGCAGAUGACCGCAAAUACAUGAGCACUCUGAUAAGCAAGCACUCGGGUCAGAUCUGCAAAUUGACGGGGAUCUGCCCCAAGAAAUAA